UUAUUGUAAAGUGAUGCGGUGGUCAUUCGUCGAAAUCGUAAAUAAUUCAAUAGUAGACUUUCAGUAGGAUAUAGUGAGUUAGCGUUAUACAAAUGCACUUGUAGUCUUACACAAGUGACGUGGGUUUCUUGAGUACUGCAUGAAGUAUACUUCAUGAUGGUUAAUUGUGCACAUUGCAAUUCGUUCUAUAACUAGUGGAAGAACCCGUUGAAGGUAUUGUUGUUAUUGAUAGUAAAGCGAGUUAGUCGAGUUUAGGAAGCGCCCGGCCUGUCACGGUGCAGAGCGUCUCCAUGGUGGUGCGCAAGCUUCUCAGGAAGCGCUGGGUUCUCGGGGUGGUUUUUGGACUGUCCCUCAUUUACUUCCUGGCCAGCACACUCAAGCAGGAGGAGAGGACCGUACAUGACCGGAGCCUUCUGCAAGCCCGGGACCCUGACCACCGCAUCGACUGGAAAGUUAACUUUAACUUGGGAAACAGCAGCCGUCAAAUCAACCGAUGUAGGAACUCUAUCCAGGGCAAGGUUCUCCUCACAGACGAGCUGGGUUUCGUCUGUCAGAGGGAGGAUCUGCUGGUGAAUGGCUGCUGCAAUGUCAAUAACCCCAGCACCAGCCAGUAUCUCUGCAAGAGCUGCUUGUCCAAUGGGUGCUGCGGUGUGUAUGAGUACUGCGUUUCCUGCUGUCUGCAGCCAGACAAGCAACAGCUUCUGGAGCGCUUCCUGAAUCGAGCAGCAGAAGGCUUUCAGAAUCUCUUCACAGCCGUCAAGGACCAUUUUGAACUGUGUCUGGCCAAGUGUAGGACCUCCUCCCAGAGUGUUCAGCAUGAGAAUACCUACAGAGAUCCCAUGGCCAAGUACUGCUAUGGGGAAAAUCCACCAGAACUGCUCCCGAUUUAGUCUUCUGUGAAUCAAGGAUGGAAAACAUACAAGCACAAGGUGUGGGAACUGGUAAAAAGUACAACGUGGGAAAACGCUGUCUCAUCCUCAUUUCUUAAAUAGCUGUGACUGAUCCAGGCAGUGUUAACCAGUCCACAUGGAGCCUGAACAAUUGCAACUGGCUUUUCCUGCUUGCGUUUACACUGUCAAAGGUGGGCACUAUACUGUGCAUACGCAUGUCAAGCAAAAUAAAUAUCUCAGCUUCAAUAGUACUGCAGCGCAGUGUCUUGUAGAACACCCACUCAACUCAGAAUGGUCCUUCAGAACCCUUUGUUCUAAUAAUGUAUUAAAAACCCAAGGUCAGGGAGUUCAUCAGUGGAGGCAUCCAUUCACUGCAUGUCACACAUCAGAGCGCUGUAGAUUUCUAGAGAACAGCUUGCCCAAUUGUCAUGAGACAGAAAUCCAGAGGGUGUGGGUGUUUUUGGUUCACAGUAAGGCCUUUUGGACAACUGCCUGAUGCAAAGUAAUGAAAGAAAAAUGUUACAGUUCCCAAUUUCAUUUUUCCCAAGCCAUUCAUUUUCUUUGGUGCUCAUUAAUUUGUUCUCGUUAGGGAAAGACAAUGGACUUGACAUCUCUGCACUGGGGAGCAUGUCCUAUUCAGAGUGCUCCCACAGCACCACCCCUGUGUCUACUGCUUGUAUGUGACCCUUUUCUGCUAAAUCGGAAGAUUUUAUUUGGGUCAUGGAUAAGUGUGGCAUUGGCAAGGGAAAUAAUACAAAAGCAAUUCAUCUUCUUGACUGCAAAAAAUAGAAAAAUCUGCAUUUUAAUUAGAAAUUAAUGUAAUGCAGAUCAUAUGUGUAUGUGGUGCUGUUUUGUUUCUGAUUGUUUGAUUAAUGACUGUAUAAAGAGUUUUUUUAAUCAGUGAGAAAACUUUCAGCAUGUGUGUAGUUGUGUUUUUAGCCUGCAUCACAAUGUAUAUAAAGUGAAUCGGUGUAUUAAAAGUACAGUAAGGAAACUCAUUUUUGUAUGCAUUGCUGAAGACUGCAAAGCGAGAUCGACUCAAGAAAUGAAUCUGUACCUUUUAAGCACAAGAUCCUCAGUAAUGCUAAAGGCUUCGAUAAGAGAUUGUCUGCUAAGGUCACGUCUCACUUCUCGGGCGAGCCACUGCAACAGCCUUAGUAAGACUGAAACAAUACACAUAUCUGAAUGUUCUAGCCGUGAACCACAAGAUGUCAGCAAAGCUACCUUUGAAAGUCCAGAACAGUACAGCGAUCAGACACCUGACACUGAAUGGUUUUGUUUCUUUUUAUUAAGGUAAGCAGAUGUAGAUGUACUGAAUAGAAAGAAAGCAAGCUACAAGCACAGUGUCGUUUUUAUUUUUAAUUUUUAGAUUUAUUUGUUUAAACCUUUGGUGUAACCAGUUCACUGUUUAUACUAUCUGGUGCAUUUUUUCAAUGACGAGGUAGACUUCACUUAGUAGUUACAGUGAUCUUUUAUAUUUUGCUUUAACAGUGUUCCAUUCAUUUGAACAAAUAAUAAUGGAUUAAACAAUUAAAAAAUGCCCAGCCCUCCUAAAGUAGCGCAUUUUAGUUUUAAACGUUUAUUAAAAUACUAUGGGGUUUUUCUUUUAUCAUUUAAGCAUUUCACAACCUUAAAUUUGGUUAAAUAAGUGUGUAUCACCAAAGACUUGAUAAACUUAAGAAUUAGCUAAAGUAUGUUCUCUACAUACUGUGGCAUGCCAGAGUUUUCUAUAAACCAGUCAUGAAGUUUAAACUUGUAGAUGUUCCUUUGGUGAGUGUCUAGGUCACAGAGACCACCUUUAUGUUUUUUUUUUUUCUGGCUUGUGAGAAGGGGCUGCUUGGUUUUGUUAUUAUAUUAAAUGUUACAUCAAAGGCAGUUUUGACAGGGAAUUUACAGAAACUAAUCAAAUAUGACCAGACCGACAUGGCCAGGGUACUAACAGACUGAAGCUCGGUUGUUGUGAUGUGUAAAAAACUCAAAGAAAUGGAAUAACCCCGAGGCAGGAGAGUGACACAUAGGUUGUGCCCUGCUGAAAGAGAGAGAGGGGGGGGGAUAGUUUUUCUAAAACCGCGAGGAGAUGAAAAGCUUAUUUACUCAGAAAGCCGCACACCUUACCUGAAACAGAAGGGGGUUUCCUGAAAACUGAAAGAAAAAGAAAAGAAAAACAUUGUCUGUUUGUUCAGUUUAUUGAAAAAAUUUAAUUAGAACUUAUUUACGGUAAUGAAACUGAAGAGAAAUUAGCAAGGAAGGAGAGGUGAAAAACUCCCUCGCACACCUACUGCUGUGUGUAAUUAUUCUGCAGUGAGUCUGCUAGUCAGAUAGAAUGGGGGGAGAGUGGGGGGGUCUCCUUGGGGUGGAGGAACAAUGAAAUCUCACGCUGCGCUCCCACAGCAGCCCUCUGUUGAUUGUCAUCUUUUCUUUCCUUCCCCAUGCUGACAAAGCUCCCUUUGACCCAUUUUUAGCUGUGACCCUAAAAGAACCCUGUGUGAGAAGAAAAUUCCAGCUUUGUGACCUUAUGAUAGUCAAGUGCAAUUAAAAUCUAUAUAUUUCAGGUAAAAAAAAA
Molecule: messenger RNA, 3453 nt
Organism: Polyodon spathula (Mississippi paddlefish)
Lineage: Eukaryota; Metazoa; Chordata; Actinopteri; Acipenseriformes; Polyodontidae
Product: SREBP regulating gene protein-like
Exons: 5
Coding region: 291-890 (199 amino acids)
Biological process (GO): positive regulation of SREBP signaling pathway
Source: RefSeq, a predicted model, not a curated record